Messenger RNA from Ilex paraguariensis (yerba mate), 1395 nucleotides. NCBI's taxonomy places the organism in Eukaryota, Viridiplantae, Streptophyta, Magnoliopsida, Aquifoliales, Aquifoliaceae. The record is from the annotation of a GenBank genome assembly.
AUGGACUUGGAAUCAAUGGCGUCGGCAAUCGGCGUCUCGGUGCCGGUGCUCCGAUUUCUCCUUUGUUUCGUGGCAACAAUACCCGUCAGCUUCCUCUGGCGUCUCGUCCCCUGCGGACCACCUGUCAAGCACCUCUACGCCUCAUUGUCCGGUGUUAUUCUCUCCUAUCUCUCAUUUGGGUUCUCCUCUAAUCUACAUUUUUUGGUCCCCAUGCUCUUGGGUUACGCUUCAAUGGUGUUGUGUCGUCGGUAUUGUGGGAUCAUCACCUUCUUCUUGGGAUUUGGGUACCUCAUAGGAUGCCAUGUAUACUACAUGAGUGGGGAUGCAUGGAAAGAAGGAGGUAUUGACGCCACUGGAGCGUUGAUGGUGAUAUCAUUGAAAGUCAUUUCAUGUGUGCUAAAUUACAAUGAUGGAAUAUUGAAAGAGGAGAAUCUGCGUGAGACACAAAAGAAAAAUCGGUUGCUUAAGUUGCCAUCAUUGACUGAGUACUUUGGCUACUGCCUCUGUUGUGGAAGUCACUUUGCUGGUCCAGUUUAUGAAAUGAAGGAUUAUCUUGACUGGACUGAAGAGAAAGGGAUUUGGAAGCCUUCUGAGAAGGGACCAUCACCAUCACCAUCACCUUAUGGGGCAACAAUUAGAGCUCUUCUCCAAGCUGCUAUUUGUAUGGGUUUGUAUUUGUACCUGGUGCCCCAUUUCCCGCUGUCUCGGUUUACUGAUCCCCUAUAUCAAGAAUGGGGGUUCUGGAAACGGUUGUGGUACCAGUACAUGUCUGGCUUUAGUGCACGUUGGAAAUAUUACUUCAUCUGGUCAAUCUCAGAGGCUUCUAUCAUUAUUUCCGGCCUGGGUUUUAGUGGUUGGACAGAUUCUUCUCCACCCAAAGCACGAUGGGAGCGUGCAAAAAAUGUUGACGUUUUGGGUGUUGAGUUGGCAAAGAGUUCAGUUGAAUUACCGCUUAUGUGGAACAUACAAGUCAGCACUUGGCUACGCCACUAUGUUUAUGAGAGGCUCAUUCAGAAGGGAAAGAAACCUGGUUUCUUUCAGUUGCUGGCUACACAGACUGUCAGUGCAGUCUGGCAUGGAUUAUAUCCUGGGUACAUCAUAUUCUUUGUACAGUCUGCUUUGAUGAUUGCUGGUUCAAGAGUCAUUUACAGGUGGCAGCAAGGUACUACUAUGCCUUUGAUCAAGAAGUCACUGGUGUUUAUGAACUUUGCUUACACGCUUCUGGUUCUGAACUAUUCCUGUGUUGGUUUCCUGGUAUUAAGCCUGCAUGAAACACUUGCUGCGUACGGGAGUGUAUAUUACAUUGGAACCAUUGUUCCCAUAGCACUUUUUUUCCUUGGUAACAUAAUUAAACCGGCGAAACCAGCCAGAUCUAAAGUUCGAAAAGACCAGUGA